AUGAAUUUUAGAUUGUUAACUAAUAAACGUCCACGGCUUUUUCAUACAUCAUUGAGGUAUAAUGAACAAAAUUUUCGCGCAAACCAUUGCUCCCUUCGAUUAUCAUCAACAAUUCGUCAUCGAUUCUGCAAUAAAACCUCCUUCACCCCUCAAUUACUUUAUCAAGAUAAAUCUCGAUCUCUUUUUCAUCAUCCUAUUGCAUUUUCAUAUGCGCGUUCAAAAUCAUCCUUUCCACCUUCAAGGCAUUAUAAACCUCCCCAAAGGGUAUUAAAACAAAUGAUUGCAUUUAGCGGGGCGGCACUAACAUUUUUCUUUUUCAAACCAAUGCUUAUGUUUAUAAUAAACGGAGCUGUUGCUUUCGGUACUUAUAAAUUAUUAAGAAGAUUACUGGAUAACUUAUUUCCAACCAUUGAUAUCGGAAGACAACGAAUUUUCGGUUUCAUUCCAACGAAUACACAAUCAAAUAUCGAUAAAUUAUAUUAUAAAUCCGUAGAUCAAAUUAAAUCGGCUAAUUUAACUAAUUUAAGUGAUGAUUUUAGAUUUUCUAAUCCACAUUCGAUUUCUUCUAAAUCUGUCGCAUUUGGAUCAACAGGCCAUAAAGAAACUAUUUUUAGUAUAGGAUAUUUUGGUUUUCAUAAUGAUGUGAAGGCCCUUGUAAAGGUUGAAGGGAUCUUGAUGCGUGAUGAUGAUAUUAUGGUAAAGAAUAUUGAAAUGUAUUUCCCAAAUGGCGAAAUCAUCCAUAUUCCUAUAGGUCAACAAAAACCUCCGAUUAUUGAAGCAGAAUUUCGUGAUAUUGAAUAG
Molecule: messenger RNA, 801 nt
Organism: Funneliformis geosporum
Lineage: Eukaryota; Fungi; Glomeromycota; Glomeromycetes; Glomerales; Glomeraceae
Source: the annotation of a GenBank genome assembly